Xiphophorus maculatus (southern platyfish) is the source of this 4824-nucleotide messenger RNA. RefSeq lists its product as uncharacterized. The transcript is spliced from 16 exons. The record is from RefSeq and is a predicted model, not a curated record. The coding region runs from base 2197 to 4575 and encodes 792 amino acids. Gene Ontology annotation, molecular function: protein binding; zinc ion binding. Lineage: Eukaryota; Metazoa; Chordata; Actinopteri; Cyprinodontiformes; Poeciliidae.
ACGGCAAACAAUUUUUUUAUAAUGAAAAUUACUUACUGCAGGUUUAAGUGACUGCUAACUCCCACCUGCAGGUGGCAAUACUUCUUUCUUCGCCACUGCUGCCUCAGUCAUACUUGAAUUUUUGUUAUAGUCCUUGACAAAAAUUCACAUUUACCGUCACACAUAAAUCCAAAUAUUUCUAAACUGUUAUUUUGACGGCAAAAAUAACAGUUUUGAAUGUGUGUUCAAAACUGCACACAUUUCUUGUCCCUUUGGUUUUCUCCAGCUUCAUGAUUGUAAUUUUGCUCUGAAAGGUAGAUGGAGUUUACCACUGAAGUGAUGUUCGCCACUACUCUGUUAGCACAUUUCUCCCAAGUUUUUUUGUCAGAGACAUAAAUCAGGGCCAUAUUUACCAGGAAACUACAAGUGUUUUCUUUCCUCAAUUCUUAAGAUAAAGUUCUCAAAAUUAGGGUCAUGGCAUGAAAAAGAAAAAAGAUAACGCUCUUCCAAGUGUAGAUAUUUCCACAUCAGAGUGUUCUAAAAAUGGUUUAACAUUUUAACAGCCCAUUCAACAGCAAUAACUCUCAGUAGAUGUUUACUAUGUGAUUUUAUCAGCGUUAGAGCAAUGCUUUACUUUCUUGAGGUUUUAAGCUGCAACGAAUCCCAUAUCAUCACACCUCCAGCACCAUGCUUUGAUUCUCAAGAGAAUACACAAGAGAAAUUGGCAGAUGGCAAAAAUUGGUUGAUUUUUAGUUUGAUCGACCCUUAUUAGUGACUGGAUGAUUGCAGACUUGCUCUUUUUGAGAUCCUUCCUGUUGGAAGCUAGAUGUUAAUAUCAUAAGUGAACAGUUUUGUCUUUGCUUCAUAAUGUUGUUGCGUCUCUGUUUUACUGUGAUCUUGUUGUCAUGAUCAUGAUGCCAUCUCCUUCGUCUAGUUUCUUUUAGCUGCACUGAACAAUUCAAACAACAAAUCUCUACUGACAGCAUUUAUGAUUUGGUAGUAGAUAAAUCCAAAACCUCUUAUUUACAACAACCGCAGGCCUUGAAACAUUUUUUUCUGGUAAUACAACAUGGAAAUGUAAACACUUCACCUACACUUCAUUAUAAUUAUAUGCAAAACCUGUUCUGACAAACAUUACUGUGAUUAAGCAAAAGAAAAUAACCCAAUUGUGGGAUUUAGGAUUUGAUAAAGCCAAGUGUUGCGUCGCACAAACAGGUUGAGAUUUCUCCCACAGGAACAGAUCACUACAUGGCACUUGUAGAUUCUGUUUGUUCAUUAUGUUUUUAUACUAAAAAUGUUUUUAUGUGGAAUAAUAAAACAACACAGCACUCAUUACUCAAAGGUUUAUGAUUCUGGUGUCAAAAAUCCUUACAAAUUGUGAGGAAACAUUAAAUUCUCUCUUAUAAUAUUCACACAUUACUUGAAAGAAAAUGUAAUUCUGAGUCAUUUUGCAUAAAUUAGGUUAAUGAGGCUGAUUUGGUUUCCAGAUUUAAAUUGUACAAGUUUCAUCAUAUUUCCAAAAAUAGAAAGAAAUAAACCCUGGAUUAGCUGGUAGCUAGUUUUCUGCUAGCUUAGUACGGAUUCUGCUUCAGAUAAUUUAAAUGUUUGUUAGCUGUGUCAUGGUGAUGAAAACACAAGGGCUAACUGGUGUUAGCCUAGCCUAGCUUAUGCUACCAUUAGCUAGGCUAGGCUGACUGGUAUUAGCCUAGCCACUGAGCCCAAAUGUUAGCAGUACUAAAAAAAAAAAUGAUUCUAACUAGUUACUCUACCCAACAACAACAAACUGCCGUUACGCAUUUACAUAUAUACCUAGACUUUGACUAGGGUUAAAAAAAUUAAAAAUCUAAGUAAAUUAAGGGAGUGAAUACUUCUUCAGUAGCUACACAGCAUGACUCUGACUCAUUUUACCAUUCUUUAGGAUGUUGCUGUGAUUUUCCUUAAAGUAACUGCUCUUUUAGUGAUUCGCUGUUUGAAGAUCCAAGACUUUUUCCUUCCAACUCUCCCUAAAUAUAUCUCUACUAUCUGAAUCUUCACUCUUGUGACCAGGAAAGAAACCUAAACCUGAAUGCUUCCUGUAGUCCUGCAUCACAUGAACAGGACAAUGACCAGACACUCCGUUCAUUCAGCAGUUUUCUGCCGACACCCGUUUCCCCAGCUAGACCUGCCUGGACUCUCAGCUAAACAUCUCUGGCUUUCUUCAUAUUUGGCUAAAUCACAAUGAGUGGGAAGCUGUGGACGGAGGAGCAGUUCAACUGCCCCGUGUGUCUUGAUCUCCCCAAUGAUCCGGUCACCAUACCCUGCGGACACAGCUACUGCAUGGCCUGCAUCAAAGACUUCUGGAGCAAGGAUGACCCCAAAGGGAUUUACAGCUGCCCCCAGUGCCGCCAGACCUUCUGCCCCAAACCGCCCUUGUCCAGAAACACCAUGCUGGCCGAGGCUGUGGAGCAGCUCCGCAAAGGGGCCCUCCAAUCAGAAGUUCGAGACUCCAUCCGAAGCGCUCGCGGGUUGUCCUCUAGAUCCAAGUCCAGGCUGUCCACCGGAGCCGUUCUGUGCGACAUGUGCAAAGGGGAGCAGCGUGCCGCUGUGAAAAGCUGCCUGGCGUGUAUGAGCUCCUUCUGCGAGACCCACCUGAAGCCUCACCAGACCAAGAAGUCUCUCAAGCAGCAUGAGCUCAUCCCGCCGACCAGCAAUCUGGCAGAGAAGAUCUGCACCCAGCACAAGUACCUGCAGGAGUUCUUCUGUCGUCAGUGCAAGAUGUUUGUCUGCUGGCUGUGCACCAGCAAUCAGCACAAAGACCACGAGUGUGUGUCCACCAAGGUUGAGCGACAGGAGAGAGAGAAGCUGCUUUCAGACAUCCAAGCAGACAACCAGCUGAAGCUGAAACACAGGGAGCAGGAGCUGAAGGAUAUGAAGAAGAUGAUGGAAGAAGUGAAGCGUUCUGGGGACAAGGUGCACGAUGAGACGGAGAACAUUCUGGGCGAGAUGCUGCGCUCCGUGGAGCGUCUGCAGGAGCUGCUGGAGGAGGUGCUGGACCAGGCCAGCCUGGAGAAGAUGAACCAGGCCCAGGAGGUCGCCGACAACCUGGAGGCCGAGAUCAGGGAACGGAGGAAGAGGGACACGGAAAUGAAGGACCUGGCGGACUGUGGAGACAACAUCUACUACCUCCAGACGUGCGACACCAUGAGCAGUCCCCUUGACUGCGGCGACCUGCCGGCCGUGCAUGUCAAUCACAAUGCGACCUUUGAACCCGUUCUAGAAGUAGUGCUGGCCCUCAGGGACCGAGUGGAGGAUCUGUGCAAUCAGGAGCUGGGGAAGAUCAACAAGCAAGUCAAUGAAACCAAACUGUUCACUUUGGGAAACUCCAGCCGGUUGGGAGGGAAAAAAGUAUUUCGUGAUUUGUUUUCCGGUCUGAGUAAAAGCAACACCAACAACCGUAACCCGACUUCAAGCAUUUCACUGGAUGUCCGAAGUACCGACCGACAAGGACUAGCACUCAGAGGUCCCAACGUGAGGAGCAGGGACGCACCUCGAGACAGAGGAAACACAAACUCACCCAGACGGAGACGAGAGGAGAGAGAGGCUGAGCGUGAGUCUAACCCCAGCCCCACCCCCAGCCGCAGAGGGGGGCCGUCUCUCUGGAGCAGGUCUAGUCAAAACCCGGUCGCCCCUCCUGCAGCUAUGGCUCCGAUUCCAAUCCCAGCCUCUCCUAUUCCCGCUCCAGCUCCAGCUUCAUCCAGUGCGUUCAGCAGGAUGGCGUCGAUCAGCAGCCUGUUUCGCUCACACCGACGAGGCGCCAACCAGGCCACCCCGGUUAAUAACACCGCAGCUGCAGGAGGAAACCCGGGCGGGAUGGUGGAUCUGUUAGAAACACCAACAGAGAUUAACCCAGGUCUGUUCUUGGACACGCCUCUGCCGAACGCCAUGACUCAAGCUUUUCCUGCAGCUUUUCCUGCAUUGAGAGAAAUCAACCUUGACAGCAUCCAGGCACCAGAACCGAGAUCCAGAGAGGAGUUUCUCCAGUAUUCUGUGAUCCUGACCCUUGACCCCAAUACAGCUCACAAGCGCUUGGUACUCUCUGAAGGCAACACCAAGGCUACCCUGCAGGGUCCAACGCAGCCGUACGCCGACACACCCCAGCGCUUCGACGGCUGGACCCAGGUGAUGUGCCAGAGCCCGCUGCAGGCCCAGCGCUCCUACUGGGAGGUGGAGUGGAGGGGGCGUGGGUCCUCAAUGGGCGUGGCCUACGCCUCGCUGAGCAGGAAGGGCAACGACGCCCGGUCCGGCCUCGGCUACAACGCCCAGUCCUGGACGCUGGAGCUGUCCGACACCUGCUGCUCGGCGAUGCACGCCAACGAGAAGAGGGACAUCGCCGUCACCUACUCGCCCCGCCUGGGCGUCUACGCCGAUCUAUCGGCGGGGACGCUGGCGUUCUACAGCGUGGCGGACAACAUGACGCACCUCCAUAGCUUCAGGGCUAACUUCACCCAGCCUAUUUAUGCGACGUUCGGAGUGGGGAGCGGGGUCGGGGUGGGUCUGGACUUCGCCCUGGGGCAGUUCUCAUCCAGCUGUGACAGCAUUAAGAUCUGUCCGCUGUGAAGCAGCGGGUCGGAGUGCUGAACGAUUCAAAUCCCCAUCCCCUUCAUCCUUUUUCUUUAAAAUUUAAUGUAUGGAUCAACACAAAUUGGUGCAAAAUUUAAAAGUUUAAGUCAAAUUUUACAAAUAAAAAUCUAAAAAGAGUGGAAUGCAUUUGUAUUCAGUCCCUUGGAGUCAGCUAAAAUCAUUUGGGGUGCGUCUCUACCAGCUUUGAACAUCAACUCUGGAUGGACAGGGUCUGUGAAGAAGCCC